Molecule: messenger RNA, 1895 nt
Organism: Mangifera indica (mango)
Lineage: Eukaryota; Viridiplantae; Streptophyta; Magnoliopsida; Sapindales; Anacardiaceae
Product: rho GTPase-activating protein 1-like
Exons: 5
Coding region: 217-1677 (486 amino acids)
Biological process (GO): signal transduction
Molecular function (GO): GTPase activator activity
Source: RefSeq, a predicted model, not a curated record
AAAAAUAAAAAAAUUUGACACAGAGAUUUCCCACCAAAUCCGUGUAACUGAUAUUUGGGUAUUUGCUUUGCUUGUUCAACGCUCAAAAACAAUCGACUUAAUGAUUCUCACGUCCCUCUCCUUUUUCUUCAAUCCAACUCCAUCCUAAAUCUCUACAACAAAUCUUUCUGCUUUUUUUUAUAUUUCAAGGAAACGUCUCUUUCAAUUUUGCCUGUCAUGACUGAAGUCCUUCAUUUCCCUUCCUCUCCAACUACUUCUCCUUCUUCCUCUUCUCCUUCUCCCUCUUUCUUAUCCUGCGCAUCCCCUCCCUGCUUAUCCUGCGCACCUCACUCUCUCCUCCUUCGUAAUGCUGAUGAUGAUAACUGUUCCGUCGUGACGGAAGAAGCUGCUGAAGUCGACGGCGACAACCACAGAGAGCCUUCCGAUCAGUUGUCUCUUCUCACUCUGCUUGUCACUAUUUUCAGAAAGUCUUUGAUUGCUUGUAAAACUGAGAGGAGACAGCUCUGUGCUAUGGAGAUCAGCGCCCCAACCAACGUCCGACACGUGGCACACGUCACCUUCGAUAAGUUCAAUGGUUUCCUCGGCUUGCCUGUUGAGUUCGAGCUCGAAGUUCCCAGAAGACCUCCCAGUGCUAGUGCAACUGUUUUUGGAGUUUCUACUGAAUCUAUGCAGUUGUCAUACGAUACCAGAGGUAACAGUGUGCCGACAAUAUUGCUGCUAAUGCAAAGACACCUAUAUGGUCGAGGAGGCUUGCAGUCAGAAGGGAUUUUCAGAAUAAAUGCAGAAAAUAGUCAGGAGGAGUAUGUGAGAAACCAAUUAAAUAGUGGAGUGAUACCAGAUGGUGUUGAUGUGCACUGUUUGGCAGGACUAAUCAAGGCUUGGUUUAGAGAACUGCCAACUGGGGUUCUAGAUUCUUUAUCGCCUGAGCAGGUAAUGCGAUGCCAGACAGAAGAGGACUGCACUGAGCUUGUGAGAAUUCUACCCCCAACAGAAGCUGCUCUAUUGGAUUGGGCAAUCAAUCUUAUGGCUGAUGUUGUGCAACUAGAACAUCUAAACAAGAUGAAUGCACGAAACAUAGCAAUGGUUUUUGCCCCAAAUAUGACUCAGAUGGCAGACCCCUUGACUGCAUUGAUGUAUGCUGUUCAAGUGAUGAACUUCCUUAAGACACUUAUAUUGAGAAUAUUGCGGGAAAGAGGAGAUUCUGUUGUAGAGCAGAGUCCAGUUUCACGUUUAGAACCUUUUGAUGAGAAUGGACACCAGAGCCCCUCAGAAUCCUGUUUGCAAGUUGCUGAAAGAGAAGGUGAAGAGAUUGAGCAAGUCUUCAUUGCUGAGGAACCUGCGCUGGAAGGUUCUGCAGACUUUGGUCAGAAGAAUGUGAUAACUGAUGGAGCAGAUCAUGGUGCUAUAACCUUUAUUGAGAAAUCAACUGCCGAUAGUGAGCAGUCUUAUCAGACUCCUGCUCAAAAUGACACCUUAACCUGUGAAACCGGUGCCUGUGAAUUCACCUGUCAAAAGGCAAGUCUUCAGGCAAGUAAUUCAAACCCUAAAAGAGGCCCCCGAAGAUUUGACAGGCAACAGAGUCUGCUUCACUUACAGGGAACUGCUGAGAAGACCAAGGGAAUCAGCAAUCUGAGCUGUAUAGAUUCGAGGACAGAGCGUACUGAAGCGUGGCGAUGAAAAAGGCUAAACAUAUGUUAUAAGCCAACUGAUCCUAUGACAAAGUAUGUGCAGAGUUUGCAAAGUGUGAGGGUAAGAAUUGUCCUGUAUGUUUUUGGUGUGCUGGGUGGUUGCUUAACCUAUUCUAAUUUCACUGACACUAUACUUCUAUGGUAUGACUAACAUUCCCUGCUUUUAUGUCUAAUUAAAAUGGAAUUUUAUUGUUGUGGUUUCUUGUA